AUGGCGCGGUGGUCGGCGUCGACCGCUGCCACGGUGGCCGCCGUGGUGGGCGCGAGCCUGCUCUACAGCAUGGCUCUGAUGACGACGGCGUCGGCGCAGCAGCCGGGGCCGGGCAACAUGCAGGUGAUCAACCUGGACGGCCGCCGCAACAGCAAGUUCACCUGCACCGACACCAACAAGAACUCGAAGCGGCCCGGGUGCACGGCCACCUGCCCCGCCCGCUGCCCCAAGAAGUGCCUCGUCCUCUGCCCAACCUGCAAGACCUUCUGCUUGUGCGACUUCUACCCCGGCGUGUCGUGCGGCGACCCGCGCUUCACGGGCGCCGACGGCAACACCUUCUACUUCCACGGCAAGAAGGACCAGGACUUCUGCAUCGUCACCGACGCCGGCCUCCACAUCAACGCGCACUUCAUCGGCAACCACAACCCGGCCACGAACCGCGACUUCACGUGGAUCCAGGCGCUGGGCAUCCGCUUCGCGCACCACAGCCUCUACGUCGGCGCCACCAGGGGCGCCGCCACGUGGGACGCCGCCUCCGACCACCUCGCGCUCGCCUUCGACGACGAGGACGUCGCGCUACCCGCCUCCAUCGGCGCCCGGUGGUCCCCGCCCGCCGCGCCGGGGCUGUCCGUCACCCGCACCGCGCGCGUCAACACCGUCGUCGUCGAGCUGAGGGGCGUUUUCCGCGUCGUGGCCAACGUCGUGCCCAUCACCGCCGAGGACUCGCGGGUCCACGGGUACGGCGUCGGCGCCGACGACUGCCUCGCGCACCUCGACAUCGGGUUCAAGUUCUACGACCUCACCGACGACGUCCACGGCGUGCUGGGGCAGACCUACCGCACCGACUACGUCAACAGGCUCAACGUCACUGCCAAGAUGCCCGUCAUGGGAGGCGCCGACACCUUCCGCUCCUCGGGACUCUUCGACGCCGACUGCGCGGUCGCCAGGUUCGGACGCAACACCGCCGCCGCUUCCUCAGCCGCCGGCGCCGGCAUCGACAUGGUCACUGACGCCAAGUACCUGUAG
Miscanthus lutarioriparius is the source of this 1026-nucleotide messenger RNA. Lineage: Eukaryota; Viridiplantae; Streptophyta; Magnoliopsida; Poales; Poaceae. The record is from the annotation of a GenBank genome assembly.